Messenger RNA from Prunus dulcis (almond), 740 nucleotides. RefSeq names its product protein MHF1 homolog. The record is from RefSeq and is a predicted model, not a curated record. Bases 194 to 580 code for a protein of 128 amino acids. The transcript has 4 exons. NCBI's taxonomy places the organism in Eukaryota, Viridiplantae, Streptophyta, Magnoliopsida, Rosales, Rosaceae. Gene Ontology annotation, cellular component: FANCM-MHF complex; Fanconi anaemia nuclear complex. Gene Ontology annotation, molecular function: protein heterodimerization activity; chromatin binding. Gene Ontology annotation, biological process: replication fork processing; resolution of meiotic recombination intermediates.
UAGGCGGCCGCCUAGGCCGAUUUUUCCUUCUUUUUUUCUUUUGGUUCGAAACCUAAGUUUUCAAACACUACUUUAAACCAUUUCACUUUGCAAAACAAUGCGUUGAACUCCAUUUUCCCGCGCGUAAUUGUAUCAGUAAAUAACUAGUUUGGAACCCUAGUUUUUUUUUUUUUUUUUUUCAGAGCAAAAGAAAAUGGGGAGGGAAGAAGAAGACUCGGUGAGCGAGCUUUUGAGAGAUCGAUUCAGAGUCUCCACCAUCUCUAUCGCCGAAGCCGAAGCGAAGAGAAACGACAUGGAAAUUUCGGGACCCGUGAUGACUUGCAUUGCCGAUUUGGCCUUCAAAUUUACUGAACAGUUGGCAAAGGACCUGGAGUUAUUUGCCCAACACGCUGGUCGUAAAACUGCAAACAUGGAAGAUGUCAUACUUUCUGCACAUAGAAAUGAACAUCUGGCUGCCUUAUUGAGGUCCUUCAGCAAUGAUCUGAAAGCCAGAGAGCCCCAAUCUGAGAGGAAGAGAAAGAAAUCAUCAAAAAAGGAAGACCAAGCAACUACCAGCGUAGUCCAUAUUCCAGAUUCUUAGCUGGGUACGUCUCUACCUUAACUUGAUUACUAAAGCACACCAAAGAAUUGGAUAUCUCAUGUAAGAAAGCUGCGACUUGUUUGACCUUUUAACUUCUGCAUCAUGUGACUUGCUGAAGAAUUCCGAGUAAAUACAUAUGAAAACUUAGCUUGAGUUCAAA